Molecule: messenger RNA, 774 nt
Organism: Knipowitschia caucasica
Lineage: Eukaryota; Metazoa; Chordata; Actinopteri; Gobiiformes; Gobiidae
Source: the annotation of a GenBank genome assembly
AUGCUGCUCUCUGCUCUGGCCUGUGGAGUGGUGGUGUUUCCAGGACUUUUCUUCAGUUCUCGGGCAGUUUUGAGGAGACUUUUCCCGAAUUGGUCCGAGGCAGACGUGGUCUCCAUCAGCGAGAGGGUGGUUUCUGCAGUUCAUGGGUCACUGGCAACAGCUGCAGGAGCUAUCGUGGUCUUGUCCUGUCAAGAUGUUAUGAAUGACAACCACUGGUUGGUAAACACCUUUGUGGUGUUUGGAGCUCCUUACAUGGCAUUUGACAUUUAUUCCAUGUACCUGAGCCACUUCCACUCUCAGAACAGCUCACGUCACUCCCUUCAAACCCUAAAGGCUUUUCUGCACAAAGACUGGAUGUUGGUUCUACAUCACGUGACAUUGCUCACUGUUUUUAUGCCUGUAGCUUUGUUUCUCAGGAGAGGACUGGGGGAUUUCUUCAUCGGCUGCUUUUUCACAACAGAAUUCAGUUCUCCGUUUAUCGCUAUUGGGAAAAUACUCAUCCAGCGGCGCUUGGACGACACCUGGCUGCACCGCCUCAAUGGCCUGGUGGUUCUGCUGACUUUCUUCACCUGUCGGAUCCUGAUCUUUCCCUUCAUGUACUGGACGUACGGGCGACAGUUUGGGAUUCCUCUGAACAAAGUGCCUUUUCAUUUACCGCUGCACUGCAACUUGGGAAAUGCAGUGAUCCUGGCACCGCAGGUUUACUGGUUUAUCCUCCUUGUGAAGAAGGCAAAGAGACUUUACCUUCGAGGAAAGAAAGGGAAGGAAACAUAG